Messenger RNA from Cavenderia fasciculata, 2274 nucleotides. It is a transcript of the gene tpsA, whose product is annotated as glycosyltransferase. Gene Ontology annotation, molecular function: alpha,alpha-trehalose-phosphate synthase (UDP-forming) activity. The coding region runs from base 1 to 2274 and encodes 757 amino acids. The transcript is spliced from 6 exons. Gene Ontology annotation, cellular component: alpha,alpha-trehalose-phosphate synthase complex (UDP-forming); cytosol. The record is from RefSeq and is a predicted model, not a curated record. NCBI's taxonomy places the organism in Eukaryota, Evosea, Eumycetozoa, Acytosteliales, Cavenderiaceae. Gene Ontology annotation, biological process: trehalose biosynthetic process.
AUGGUAGAUAGUAUAAGAUCAAGUAAUGGAUUAAAUAAUACAACUAGUUCAAGUACAUCAUGUCUUUCACCAAGUGUAGAAUUUGGUGAGGAUUAUAGAAUUAUAGUAGUGUCGAAUAGACUGCCUGUUUCAUUGAAAAAGGAGGACGAUGGAGUAUGGACCAGUAAGAUGAGUUCAGGUGGCCUCGUCGCAGCGCUGUCUGGACUAAAGAGCAACAAUUUCGUGUGGGUCGGAUGGAUUGGCAGUGAAAUUGACGAAGCAGACCGUCCACAAAUCAACAAGAUGCUCAUGGAAAAACACAACUGCAUACCCGUCUAUCUCGACGAAAAGGUGGCCAACGAGCACUACAAUGGCUUCUCCAAUGCAGUGUUGUGGCCACUCUUCCACUACUUGCCAGGCGAUCUCGACUAUGACGACAAUAUUUGGAAUAGCUAUGUCGAAGCCAACAAGGAGUUCUCCAAGGUUGUCCUCGGUCUAUUGCAACCAAACGAUUUGGUGUGGGUACACGACUACCAUUUAAUGCUGUUGCCAGAGUUGGUUCGUACCAGUAGUCCCGAUGCUCGUAUUGGAUUCUUUCUCCAUAUUCCAUUCCCAUCAUCUGAAAUCUUCCGUGUCCUCCCAUGUCGUAAAGAGAUCCUCAUGGGUGUGCUCAAUAGCAAUCUCAUCGGGUUCCACACCUAUGACUAUGCAAGACACUUUUUAAAGGCGUGUACAAGAAUAGUCGGACUUGAGACAUCUCCCAAUGGUGUCUAUCUAAAUGACAAGUUUGUUUCAGUCGGUGUCUUUCCCGUUGGCAUUGACCCAGACAAGUUCUUUGAAAUGUUGAAAACCGACAAGGUCAAAGAACGUAUCCUCGAACUCAAACAAUCAUUCUCUGGUAUGAAGGUGUUGAUUGGUAUCGAUCGUCUUGACUAUAUCAAAGGUUUACCUCAAAAAUUACAAGCAAUGGAAAGAUUAUUCCAAAAAUAUCCAGAUUGGAAAGGUAAAUUGGUUUUAAUUCAAGUUGCAGUACCAUCAAGACAAGAUGUUGAAGAAUACCAAAAACUUAAAAAGGAUGUUGAAGAAUUGGUUGGUAGAAUCAAUGGUACCUAUGGUACUCUUGGGUACAGUCCAAUUCAUUAUCUCUUCCAAUCGGUUGAUUCAACUGAAUUGACAGCACUAUACAAUAUUGCAGAUGCUGCUUUAAUCACUUCCAUUCGUGAUGGUAUGAAUCUAGUAGCUCAAGAAUAUAUUGUCAGUCAAACUGAUAAAAAAGGUGUUUUAAUUCUUAGUGAAUUUACUGGUGCGGCUCAAUCACUUAGUGGAGCAGUUUUAAUAAAUCCAUGGAAUACAGAGGAUUUGGCAGACUCGAUUCACAAUUCAUUAUGUGAUGACACAAUGCCAGCACAUGAAAGAGAGGAUAAACAUCAAAUGUUAUCAAAUUAUAUCACAAGACAUACUGCAUCACAUUGGGGUAAUGGAUUUGUAAGAGAAUUAUUUAAAGCAAGUCAUCAAGCUGAGAGAAUCAUUUCAAUUCCAAAAUUAAAUACCAAUGGUGUCAUUGAAGCUUUCAAGAGAAGUAAAAAAGAUUAUUGUAUUCCAUCACUUUGUAAACCACCUCAAGAUUUAAUCAAUUCUUUAAAGACUUUGAGUUCCGAUCCAGUACGUGUUUCAAAUGAAGUUUAUUUACUUAGUGGUAGAGAUAAGAAAACAUUGGGUGAAUGGUUUGCAGAUGUUGAUGUUGGUUUGUCUGCUGAAUAUGGAUGUUUUGUUAAACAACCUGGAUCAAAGGAAUGGGAUCAAAUGUGUCCAUCGUUGGACUCUAGCUGGAAGGAAACCAUUCGUCCUCUUUUUAAAUACUUUGCUCUGAGAACACCUGGAUCGUUCUUUGAAGAAAAGGAAAUGUUGUUUACAUGGCACUAUAGAAACGCUGAUCCCAUCUUUGGAUCUAUUCAAGCAAGAGAGUUGCAUCUCCAUCUAGACAACCUCCCAUUGGAUGUAAUUGUUGGUGACAAGACACUUGGUGUUAGAUCGUACAAUAUCAAUCCAACCACAUCAAUGCGUAGAGUCAUCAUGGACUCUAUUCCAAGGGGAUUAGAUUUUGUUUUGCUAGUCGGUGACACUCAAAUCCAUCCAAGUGAAUUACCAAAUCUAGACAAUGGAGAAAUCUUUACUGUGUCUGUUGGAAGAAAGAGCAAUAAGGAGAACUUUUACCUUUCUGAUCCAUCAGAGGUAAGAGAAUUAUUACAACAUCUUGUUGAAAAUGCAACAAAUGCUGCUGAAGCUAAACCAUAA